AGCGUUUAUCCCGCACUUGGCUCCCGAGGGCCGCCGCCAGACGCGAUAACCCGCGGGUCCCCGCCUUUCCCAUUCGACCCUUCGCGCUGCAGGAUCUUCUAGGGCCAGCAGGGAGACAACCCGUUACCUUCCAAUGUUCCCCGCGAAAUUCACAUUCUCCGCAGGCUAUUUAACCAAAUUCACACAAUCCCAAUAUUGCCUUAGUCUUGCAUUUAUCUCUCUGAAGCCUUUAAAAUGGAAAACGUCCGGUAAAGCUGUAUCGUAGUGCGUGGCAUCGUCGCCGGGAUUCGAGUCCCAGUCCAGCGGCCCAACAGUGCAAGGCUGUCUCGGGGAGAGUGUUGGCUGUGAUUCCUCACAAAAAGGACCCAAAAUUAUGUACUUGGAUUUUGGUGACGUGGUGUACUGCACUGUUUCGACCACUCAAACAUUUCAUGAUGGGAAACACGAAAGAAUGUGAAGGGACAUUAGUUUCGAAAGCUAUGGUCAAAUGAUGGGAAGGAAAAGGAAUGCCUUGUGCGAGAGAAUUAUGAUUACUUGGGUGCAAGGACCCGUGAUAAGAAGGCUGGUCGGAUUGGCGUGUUUUAAGACCAAAUUGAGUGUUCUGGUCGCAGUUGGCGGAAGGCAGACCAAGUAAUGUUGGGCUAGAGGCAGCUGGCCAACGCAAGUACACCAUAGGGACAUCAGCGACACUACAAGCCUCAGCCAAGAUCAGUCAUUACAACUCAUAAUUCUGUCUAGAUUAAGAGUUGUUGCCGGCCAUUUGGAGCCUAAUAAUCGCUUGUCUCGCGCCAUCGUUCGAGGAUUACUACUGCUGUAAGUGCUACAAAGCGUUUGGAAGCAGUGCGUGAUAACCAACGUUUCAAAUCGGCAUUUUAAGAUCAAGUGCUCGAGUCAGUCCCUAAGAUAGCCUAAAGGUUUCAUUGAAAUUGUUAGCUGUAUUUGGCUGCACUUCCGAACACUUCGAACUCUGACAGACAUUGUUAACAAAGGACUUUUGAUCCUAUACUGCAGUCCAAGCGGAAGUCUGUUUCUUCAUCAAAAUGGCGUCUGGAGUCACUCUGGCCGACUCCUCUUUAUUACCAGUGCCAGAGCCGCUUACCAUUAAUGUCACUCCUUGCACUGACUUCCAAGGCCCACCAAAGGCCUACAGAAACCAGUCGAAUCCUCGAGGUGCUCUUUUCCUUGCGAAUUAUUGGAAGUUCUCUAAUCCGGAAAAGAAACCGAGGCUGGGUUCGGACUUGGAUUCGAAGCACAUACUCGAACUCUUUAGUCAGAUGGGUUACAGUGACAUUAAAGUGAUUCUGGAUGCCACGAGAAAGCAAACAUUGGCAGCACUUCAGCAGUUUAAUAGGGAGAAAAUACACAGCAAUGUCGACUCUCUGGUAGUGGUAUUCAUGAGCCAUGGGGUGGGUGACAUGAUGCAUGCUUCAGAUGAAGAGUUCAUUCGAGAUGAGGAAGUCAUCGAGUUCUUCGACAGUAUCAACUGCCCCGCACUUAUAGGGAAACCUAAACUUUUCAUCUUUCAGCACUGUCGUGGGCCAGGAGAACACAUCGCGAUUACCAAAGCAACGACUGAUUCCAAAUGUAAGGGUGAAACUUCUGUUCAAGUGAAAUACAUUCGGAGGAAAAUAUCUGAUGUUUAUAUUUGCUAUUCAACUAUACCGGGCUUUGUGUCCUAUAGGUAUGACCAUCAUGGGUCCCCUUAUAUCAACACAAUCUGUAGAGUUUUCAUGGAGGAAGCUCACCGCACAGAAUUGGAUGGUCUUAUGAAACAAGUAGAAAGAGCACUCCCAGAGGCACAAGGCGCAGAAAUACGAAAAUUGAUGUUCAAGUGGGAUUUUUAUUUCAAUCCGUAUUCCAGAGAAGAGAGAAAUUCAGUAAGAAGUAGAGACGCCUUGGAUAACGGGGAGACCUACAGGACCACAAGCUCACCAAGGGGCCAUGUCCUCAUUAUUAACGAUCUUGAAGGUUGUGAGGAAGAUAUCGAGAAAUUACAAGAAAUUUUCAGAACACUUGGAUUCAACGUUCUCCCGCCCUGCAGAAAUCUCAUGAAGGAAGAGAUGAAGAAAAUACUUUGCGACUUUUCCAAAAGACAUCACCAUGAUUCGGCAGUUGUCAUAUUCUAUGGGGCAGGGAACGGGGACUACCUAGUGUCAAGUGACCAGAUAGCAACAAGUUUUGGGGAGUUCACAAGAAUGUUUAAUGAUAUCAACUGUCCAAACCUAGCUGGAAAGCCAAAACUGUUCAUUCUGAAUACGUGCUUCACUGAAGAUGUCAGGCCAGAGGAGUUACAUAACAGUGAAAUGGAGGUUACAGAGUUGAGUUACCAGCAAGGUAUAGAUGAGCAAACUGGGCUGAGUAUAGAUGGAAACACCGAGUUAGACAUGGCACAAAGCACACUGUAUAUUCCUGGUGAGCGUGAUAUGUAUCUGUUAAUUGUAGAAGUUGAUGGACAAUGUAAUGAAGAUCAUUGUUAACAAAAGCAUUGUACCAGGUUCUUCUCAAACAUGCCUGUGACAAAGA
Messenger RNA from Penaeus monodon (black tiger shrimp), 2523 nucleotides. RefSeq lists its product as uncharacterized. Gene Ontology annotation, biological process: proteolysis. The record is from RefSeq and is a predicted model, not a curated record. Lineage: Eukaryota; Metazoa; Arthropoda; Malacostraca; Decapoda; Penaeidae. Gene Ontology annotation, molecular function: cysteine-type endopeptidase activity.